GGCUUUGGUUCCGUCUUCUCUGCGCACCGCCUGGCCGACCGCCUGCAGGUUGCUGUGAAGCUGAUCCCACGGAGCCGCGUCCUGGGCUGGGCCCCCCUGUCUGACUCAGGCCCAUGCCCACUGGAGGUGGCCCUGCUGAGGAAGGUCGGGGCUGGGGGUGGUCAUCGGGGUGUGAUCCAGCUGCUGGAUUGGUUUGAGACCCCAGAGAGUUUCCUGCUGGUGCUCGAGCGGCCAGAACACGGCCAGGAUCUGUUUGACUAUAUCACUGAGCGGGGCCCCCUGGGAGAGGGCCACUGCCGCCGAUUCUUCAGCCAGGUGGUAGCCGCCGUGCGCCAUUGCCAUGCUCGGGGUGUAGUCCACCGAGACAUCAAGGAUGAGAACAUCCUGGUGGACCUGAGGAGGGGUGAAGUGAAGCUCAUCGACUUUGGUUCUGGUGCCCUGCUCCGGGACGAGCCCUACACUGACUUCGACGGAACAAGGGUAUACAGCCCCCCCGAAUGGAUCUCUCAGCAGCUGUACCAUGCACUCCCAGCCACUGUGUGGUCCUUAGGCAUCCUCCUUUACGACAUGGCCUGUGGUGACAUCCCCUUUGAACACGAUCGGGAGAUCCUAGGUGCUCGCCUUCGAUUCCACUGCCGCCUUUCCCCAGGUUGCAAGGCCCUGAUACGACGUUGCCUGGCCCCUGACCCUGCCAACCGGCCCUCACUGGAGCAGAUUCUUUGGGACCCCUGGAUGCAGGAUGGGGAGGAUCACUUAGCACUCACUUCGGGAAUUGUGCCUCCUCCCUCCCGUCAUACCACUGCCUCCGGUGGUGCCAGUAGCCCAGAGUGGCCCGCUUUCUAACAGUGUGGAGGAAUGGAGCAUGUGUACUUGUGGCCCCCAGAAUGGGAGCAGCCUUUUGAGGCUGCGCUCUUGACCUGGUUUUACAGGUUGCUUUGAGAUCCUCCUCUGUACCUAACCCAAGGGACAGAGAAAGACCUUUAGCUACCUUCCAGCUCUUGGGGGUGGAUGGGGCCUUUUUCCACACUAGCCACUCCCUUCCCCUUCCCCCUUUCCUCCCUAGAUGGUUAUUUGUAGAAAUCCCGACGAUGGGGUAGAAAAGGCUGGGAACUCGAGCCCUCUCCUUUCCUCUUGGCUCCUUCAAACCCAGCGGCUUUCCUCUGCCCUCACCAUCGCCCCUGCCUGGCCGGAGGGCAGCCUGUGUUGCUGUUGCUGAUUGCCCAGUGAGGUCGGCCUCUCCACCAUCCCUCUCUGAAAGCCACGGCUGCCUCCCAGGCUGUAGAUCCUUCAGCACGCCGGCCACCGGACCAGAGGAUGCCCAGAAAAGGAAGGGCGGGCGGGCGGGCGGGCGGGUGCUGGCCAGCCGGCUCUCUCACCCGCCGGAUGUGUAUGUCACAUUAAACGAACCCCCUGCAACCCCA
Molecule: messenger RNA, 1421 nt
Organism: Gracilinanus agilis (Agile Gracile Mouse Opossum)
Lineage: Eukaryota; Metazoa; Chordata; Mammalia; Didelphimorphia; Didelphidae
Gene: PIM2
Product: Pim-2 proto-oncogene, serine/threonine kinase
Exons: 5
Biological process (GO): negative regulation of apoptotic process; protein autophosphorylation; regulation of mitotic cell cycle
Cellular component (GO): cytoplasm
Molecular function (GO): ATP binding; protein serine/threonine kinase activity
Source: RefSeq, a predicted model, not a curated record